Molecule: messenger RNA, 492 nt
Organism: Coccidioides immitis RS
Lineage: Eukaryota; Fungi; Ascomycota; Eurotiomycetes; Onygenales; Onygenaceae
Exons: 1
Coding region: 1-492 (163 amino acids)
Source: RefSeq, a predicted model, not a curated record
AUGCUACCCUGGUAUGUGGCAAUCCAAGAGGACCAUGAACAUCUAGAAGUUAAUGAAGCUGGUACAUGGUUCCAGCUCUCCACUGCAUAUAGAGAUCUAGUUCCAGGGCCUUCAUCUCCAUCUGGCCAUUCAAAUCAUUACACAUUGGUUCCAUAUCAAUUCCCUACUGCUAUUCAAUUACAAGGCUUAGGAGCUAUAUUGGAUGCCCUGGUAGAACAAAUUAGAUGGGACAACCCCAUGGUAAUUAAGGAACUUGAUAUUCUCUUUAGCCCUGAUGACAAAAAGACUCAGGACUUCAUUAAUAACUGGUGCCUAAAGGCCACACAAAUUGCUCUGGAUACUAUUGUCAAGACUUACCAAAUUAAAAAGAAAGCUUUUGGUAAUAAAUCCUAUUGGCAUUGCAUGCACAACAACAUUGACCCAGUGUCAGUUCAGCCUUCUCCUCCUCCCAAGAACUUGGUGGAAGAAGAGGAUCAUGGUGAUCACUAUUAG